Messenger RNA from Peronospora belbahrii, 1074 nucleotides. The record is from the annotation of a GenBank genome assembly. Lineage: Eukaryota; Oomycota; Peronosporomycetes; Peronosporales; Peronosporaceae.
AUGAACACUCCAUCAUGUCCAUCAUGGCCCGGCGGUUCAAAAAUCUCUCGUCUCUGGUCUGCAAAGGGUGAUGAACGUUGUUUUCCACCUGAAUCCGAUGAUUAUAAAGAUUGGUCUCUGAUGCAAUUAAAACGUGAGAUUACACAACGACAAUUAAAGACAAAUCCACGUCGACGUAAUAAAGACGCAUUUGUGCGUGUUUUGCUCCAAAAUGAUCAAGAACAGACAAAAGACUCGACUUUGAAACAUACGAUGGAUGAGGAAAAUCCGGUUAUGUUUAUACCUACUUCAACAUCCGAAUUACAAAGUAUACACACUAUACAUGGUACAACGACGACUACUAAUAGUAGAGAUCAACAAGAGGGUCUCUAUGGAACGAAUGGAGAAGGACGUAUACAACAUCAACAAGAGGAAAAUUCAAUGUAUACAACUGAUAAAGAACAUCAGCAGCUACAGGAUCAGAUAUUUGCUCAUGUUCAUGUGACACAAGCUCCACGUCUAGUUUCUUCCUCACCAUCAGGCCAUUCAAUUCAAUCAUCACCUCACCUUGAGUCGGAGACUUUGGUUCCAAGUGUCGUGAAUGUUGCAACAGCUCAUGAGUCAGAGGUGGAGAGUUUUCAGGUUACAAAACGGCAAAGAAUGGAAGAUAUGGAGAAUGUGAGUGAUGAGAAUGAGAUGAAGAAGAGGGAGGAGAAGGAGAAGAAGGAGAAGAUAAAGGAGACGAUGAGGAAGAAGAAUGCUGCAGCAGGAGCAAGGAGUGAAUCAAUGGCACAACAAAAGGAUGGAAAAAAAGAAGACGUGACAGAGUAUUGGAAACGAAAAUUAAGUGUACAGGCCGCACGUUUUGAGCUUGAAAGUCGACGAUUGGAUCUAGAACUCAAACGUGAACAGAGAAAGAGUGAAUUGCAUGCAGUGCAACUUGCGUUAGCACAGGAACAAUUGCAACAAGCUGAAAUUACAACGCAAAAGAUGAAGACAGAGUGGAUGGUGGAGCAGAUGAUUCAAAAAAAGAGAUUGAAUGAUGCCAAUAUCUCGCACAAUGACUCGGCAGCUCUUGGAAUGUACUUGUCAUGA